AUGUUUAACAAUUUUUCAAAUAUGUACAUGUGUACAUUAGCAGAAAAAUUAUGUAAGUUCAAAAAAAAUAAAUUUAACAACAUUCAUAGGAAUAGUAAUCUUUAUAGGUAUAAUAAUCUGUAUAAUAUUACAUUGUGGAAAUUGCAUUUUAUACAAACAAUAAGUAAUAACAAUUUUAAUUCCGAAAUUAUAAAAAAGUAUGGAGAUGUAAUAAAUAAAAUAAAGUUUAUCCAUACAGAGAAAAGAAAUAAACAGGAAAGGUUCAUGUUUAAUAAUAAGAAAUAUAUUAAAAGAAAAGAAUAUAUAUUAAAUGAUUUAAACGAAUUUAUAUCUAUUAUUCCAAAUCCUGAAAUUAAUAAUGAAAUAUCUAAUAACUCAAAUCAAAAAAAAAAUGAAGACAACAAACAAAAUAUAUUAUCAACGAACCAACAAAUUAUAACGAAAUAUAAUUUAAACCAUAAAGAAAAUGUAACAUCAAAUCUUAAUUUUAAUAACAAAGAAGAAGAUGAAAAAAAACUAGAUAAAUUAUUAAAAAAAAGAAAUGUCAAAAAAAGGGAUAUAGUAACUAUAACGGAAGAAGCUAGAGAGGAAUUAAAAAAAAUUAUUUCCAUAAAUAAAAUGAAAAACAACAACAAUUAUAAUGACAUGAACAACACAAUUUGUAACGACAAUCAUAAUGACAUGAACAACACAAUUUGUAACGACAAUCAUAAUGACAUGAACAACACAAUUUGUAACGACAAUCAUAAUGACAUGAACAACACAAUUUAUAACGACAAAAAUAUUUUGAAACUCUUCUUUAUUACAAAAGGAUGUAAUGGAUUAACGCAUUCAUUCAAUUUUAUCUCCAAAAAAGAUAUACAUAAAGAAGAUGAAAUUAUUUAUGACGAUCAAAAUAAUAUUCUACUAGUAAUUGACAAAAAUUGUAUCUUAUAUGUUAUCAACACAACUUUAGAUUAUUAUAAAGAUGAUUUGACAGAAAAAUUUAUUUUUAAAAAUCCAAAUAUUACAUCUAUAUGUCCAUGUGGUACCAGCUUUCAUUUUUCAAAAAAAAAAAUAAUAAAAUAA
Messenger RNA from Plasmodium reichenowi, 1068 nucleotides. RefSeq names its product iron-sulfur assembly protein, putative. The record is from RefSeq and is a predicted model, not a curated record. The transcript has a single exon. Gene Ontology annotation, molecular function: 2 iron, 2 sulfur cluster binding. Gene Ontology annotation, cellular component: mitochondrion; cytoplasm. Bases 1 to 1068 code for a protein of 355 amino acids. Gene Ontology annotation, biological process: iron-sulfur cluster assembly. Lineage: Eukaryota; Apicomplexa; Aconoidasida; Haemosporida; Plasmodiidae.